ACACACUAGUGAAUGAAUCACCUAUGACGCGACUUGCAGGGCGUCUCCCAAGCGAAACGGCAAAAAGGCAACUCAGGAAGGAUCAUAGUCCCCUCUCCUAACAUGCGUGUUACAAGGGCAUCCAUGUCACUCGAUGACUUGCAAAAUUUGUUUCAAACUGGAAUAGAGAGCUGUACGUCUGAUAACCCAGCAAACCGUGACGGUCCGGAGGAAGCAAGUGAUUUUGAACGUCUUAUGGGCCCUGUGCUGCCAGAGUGCUUGGAAGUACGCUGCCAGGUACAAGACAGCGAUUGCAGGACGGACAGCUUUGGCACUCUUCUUCGACCCUUGUCUCGGUACGAGGUGUCGGCUGCAAUAAAGUAUGCGUCCGCGUGUGGUGCGGCAGCUCUUCCUUCAUCGGCACAGGGAACUAUAUUGAGAAAGUUGCGACUCCGUCGGGAAAGGUGUCAGUCAGGUAUUCAAGGGCUAGACUUCGUCGAUCACAAUUCCUUGACCUCCUUACCCCCUCAAUUACCGCCUCAGCUGCCACAAUCAAGCAUUCUUAACUUACUAAAAUCUAUCCGAACGACACCUUACGAAACAUCUUUCUUAUCACGCCUAUGUGGGCGUAGACUAUCUACAGACUCAGGGUUAGUUGCAGUAGAUUGGGAAACCAGAUCUCCUUGGAUGGAACUGAUGACAGAUGUGCGAGAACACUACUCAUACGCGCACCCUGCAUCAUCUCAAUCAUUUGAAGAUCCGCUUCCAAUCCGUUACGUCUCUCUGCAGCCGUCACACCUCCCGCAGGUACAUGAGUUAUUAGCUAGAGUAUUUUGGGAUGGAAUUGAUGUCAGCGACUUGCUUCAGUCUUCCCCUGAGCGUUGCUCGGUGAUUGCCAUGUAUGGCAAAGUUGUCAUCGGCGUAGCUCUUUUGAGCUCGGCCCAGGAAACAUACAUCACAUAUCUAGCCGUCAGAGCAGGCUGGCAUAAUUGUCAGAUAGCAACUACUAUGCUAUAUCACCUAAUUAUGCUCAAUCCGUACAGUGAUAUCACACUUCACGUAGCUGCUAAUAAUCCAGCGAUGUUGCUAUACAAUAGAUUUGGGUUCAAGGCCGAGGAGUUCGUCGUAGGGUUCUACGAAGAUUACCUGGACUCUCAGUCAAGGGCAUCUAUGAAUGCAUUCAGAUUGCGCCUUCGACGAUGACAAAAUGAUCCUCAGAUUGGCAGUGAUCUGAUCACUGGAGCGAUGGGGACUCGUCGAUCCAGUACUCCCAG
Messenger RNA from Suillus bovinus, 1253 nucleotides. RefSeq lists its product as uncharacterized. NCBI's taxonomy places the organism in Eukaryota, Fungi, Basidiomycota, Agaricomycetes, Boletales, Suillaceae. The record is from RefSeq and is a predicted model, not a curated record. The transcript has 7 exons. Bases 103 to 1182 code for a protein of 359 amino acids. Gene Ontology annotation, molecular function: acyltransferase activity, transferring groups other than amino-acyl groups.